AUGAACGACAGACGUCCCGCACGGUCCAGGACGUCGCCCCUAUUACCCUGGGGUACGUGCACAGUGCUCGGUUUCUUUCUGCUCCUACUUGACAUGCCACAAGAAGCUUCAACCAAUGGCAGUGUGGCAUUCUUUAACGUGUCCAUGAAUUCCAGCUUACAAAUUCAAGGGAAAAACUUUGCAUGGAACCAUAUUGGUGCCCAGUUAGCGUUCGGCUACAGGACAUGUUCCGGUGGACAGCUCCUUUAUCAGCACGGUUCCACUGGAGAUUAUUUAUCACUAGACUUAAGUAGCAAUGGAACCUUAGAAUUUCGGUGGAAGGCUGGAAGUGAAGAAUAUUUUAUUUCAUAUGGAAAUUCUUUAAUAGGAAAAGAUUCUUAUCGUGUUAAGAUUUUACGUACAGUUUUAAAUGUUUUAACUUUAGAAGUUCGUUUAUUUGGAAACAUUGUUUUAAGUUCAAAUAUAGCCAAUGACACCUUUCGGGCAAGUAUUUGGAAUGUGAACCUAGAGGGCAGCACGGGUAUUCAAGUGGGGCGUCACCUGACUGGAUGUGUUAUGGAAGGUCCUGGAAUCUCAUUUAGCAACAACAAUCAUGUACAGCCAAUCAACGUGAUAUGGAAUGACACCUGUCCAAUCAACAGCUGUUCUACAGUUGGGGAGGAUGGGAACCAAUGCUCUUCUGUGCCCUGUAAGAAUGGGGGAACCUGUGUGGAUGGUUUUCAGUCCUAUACCUGUCAGUGUCCUCACCUAUUCAAUGGCACCAAUUGUGAAAACAAUCUCAGUACAUAUGGCUGUUCUGUCAGUCCUUGUCUCAAUGGAGGUAGCUGUGAAGAUGUAGAACGCUCACAAUCCACAAGUAAUCGUAACUAUAGGUGUAACUGUGCGCCAGGUUUUACAGAUGUCAAUUGUCAGGUGAACAUUAACGAAUGUGAUAAUGAGGAUGCCUGUCAGAAUGGUGGUUUAUGUGUGGAUGGAAUCAACUCCUUUACCUGUAACUGUACAUCACGGUUUGAAGGUGAUCGUUGUGAGACAGAUAUCAAUGAAUGCCGACGAUAUGCCGGAAUCUGUGGUCCUGGAACAUGCUUCAACUAUGAAGGAGGCUAUGACUGUCAGUGUCCAGUAGGAUAUGAUAAUUUACGGAACUGUUCUCAGUCCCUGGAUGAUUGCCUGGCAAAGCCGUGUCAGAAUGGGGGUACCUGUCAAGAUGGUAACAAUUCCUACACCUGCCAGUGUGUCCUUGGGUACACUGGUACCAAUUGUGAAACAGACAUUGACAACUGCAAGGAUGUUGUUUGUACUGCCCAGAAUUCUGUCUGCCGUGACCUAGUCAACACCCAUGAGUGUAUCUGUAAACCAGGAUAUUUUGGUGUACCAUGUGAGGAUGUUGAUGAGUGCGAGAUGCAGCCCUGUAAGAACGGUGCCAACUGUACGAACCUGGAGAAUGACUACAGUUGUGCUUGUUUACCUGGCUACACAAACAAGUCAUGUGACGUCAACAUAGACGACUGUGCCACAAACCCAUGUAGAAACGGAGCAAGCUGCGAGGAUGGCGUGAACAGCUUUACCUGUAGUUGUUUACCUGGAUACACAGACCCCACCUGUAACACUGAUAUUGAUGAGUGCCAGACAUUAAAUGGUCAGCCCUGUCUGAAUGGUGCCACAUGUAGAAAUGAGGUCAACAGGUAUGAAUGUGACUGUGUAGCUGGCUGGACUGGUAGACAUUGUGAAACUGACAUCAAUGAAUGUGCAUUACACCCAUGUGAAAAUGGUGGAACAUGUCACAAUUACCUCAACUUCUACAACUGCACCUGUGUUACAGGAUAUACAGGUGUUAAUUGCAGUGUAGACAUUAAUGACUGUUCCCCAAACCCCUGUCAGAACGGGGGAACGUGUAAUGACAGGGUGAAUGGGUACUGGUGUGACUGUCCACCCACGCGGAUGGGUAAGACGUGUAAUCUUACGUAUGAUGCAUGCUCGUUUACGCCAUGCAAGAACGGAGCCACAUGCAACACCACGCCUCCCAGUCGAAAUUACAGCUGUGCAUGUGUUCCAGGAUAUACUGAUAAAGACUGUGGCAGAGAUAUCAACGAAUGCGCUUUCCAUACUUGUCAAAGUCCCCAAAUCUGCUUCGAUCUUAUUAACAACUACACCUGCGCAUGUCCCACCGGCUAUACAGGUGAAAACUGCUCAACGGAGAUAAAUGAAUGUGACCCAAACCCCUGUCAGAAUGGGGCCACUUGUGAGGACAAAGUUGGCUAUUAUAUCUGUCACUGUCCUCAAGUUUUCUUAAACCUAACGCGGUUCGGAAAUGGAACGAAACUCGAGUUUGACACUGGCUACAACGGUACGAACUGUGAGUACAGUAUAAACGAAUGUGACUACCACCCGGGGGUGUGUCUGAGCGAUGGGACCUGCGAAGAGGAGGAAGGGUUGCCAGGAUACCUGUGUAAAUGUGGUCGUGACAAGGAUGGAGUCUACAGAACAGGUCAAAACUGUGAUUUAAGAACCUCCUAUUGUGAAACAUCAGAUGAAGUAAAACGUGAUCCUCCUGCAUGUAAAUAUGGUGGCACCUGUAUACCAGGGACCACUUCCUUCACCUGUAACUGUGUCGCAGGUUACACAGAUCGACGUUGCGAGACAGACAUCGACGAAUGUGCAUCCAAUCCCUGUCAGUAUGGUGGUACAUGUCAUGAUAGGGUGGCCGGCUACAAUUGUACGUGUAUCCCAGGAAUCACUGGGCCCAACUGCGAAGUAGAUAUCAACGAAUGUGAGUCCUCGCCGUGUCAACAUGGAGGUCGCUGUAACCACUCCAUCAACAUGUAUGAGUGUGACUGCUACGAUACUGGAUUCAAUGGCACUAAUUGUGAACUUAACAUUGAUGAUUGUGCGUCCAACCCCUGUAUGCAUGGCUCCACCUGUCAAGAUGGAAUCAAGGACUACAAUUGUUCCUGCUACGAUGGCUACACCGGUAAAAACUGUGAAAUUGACAUCAACGAGUGUCUCAACAGUCCGUGUUAUUACAACAGCACCUGUCUUCAGCGCUCUAAUCAGACUCUAUAUGAGCCGAACUUUGACCUUCCAGGCUAUUCCAACUUCUCCUAUGCCUCGGCAGCUGGCUACACCUGUGUCUGCAUCCCAGGUAUCACAGGUGAGAACUGCUCUGUGAACAUUGACGACUGCGUAGAGGAUAACUGCACUAAUGGUGCCACAUGUUUAGAUGGUAUAAACAAGUAUAGCUGUCAGUGUGCACCUGGUUACAAAGACAUCUACUGCCAGACGGAUAUAGAUGAAUGUCUGGAGUAUCAGCCCUGUCAACAUGGCGCCACCUGUACUGACCGAAUCGCUGACUAUCACUGCACAUGUGCAGAGCUUUAUUUUGGGAAAAAAUAUGACGGAAAGAACUGCACGUUUGAAUUAACAGCAUGUAACCUCAAUAACUGUCAGAAUGGUGCUACCUGUGACCCGUUUCUACGUGAUGAGGCCUCAGGUGACCAGGCCUACAUGUGUGAAUGUCCUAGUGGAUACACUGGUACUUACUGUGAAAAGAUCACAAGUGGAACCUUCAACAAUUCACGAUUUAAGGCUUCUCUAAGGUCCAAUACGACAAACACUAUCGAGUUUCAGUUUGCCACUACACUGCCCAAUGGCAUGCUGUUUGUGUGGGAUGGCAGUUUUCCCUCCACUAGCACAUUUGUUACAAUUGAGUUGGUUGAAGGGCGGAUAAAUAUGAGCUAUAUCCUAGGUAACGACCUAUCAUCAGCCAAUAUGAGGACGGUAGGAUUUCCUUUCCUAUUGAAUAAUGCUGAUUGGCACACUGUAAAUCUGUGGCAAAGAGCUGGAAAGUUAAAUCUAACACUGACAAGCAGUGUGUGUUCAUCAGAAUCUGAAUGUACUAAGGAGGUCAGUCAUUCUCCCAACAUAGCAGUAAAUGAAGUUUUUUUUGGGAGAGGCAAAACUGAAUUUAUAAAUGAUAGUACCCUUUCUAAGACAAACUAUAUAGGAUGUCUUCAGGAUGUGACUCUAAAUGGGGCCAUUCAGAUUAUUUCGGAAGGGGAAGCCAUUUCUGUAACUAAAGGAUGCUCUCGGACCGACCAGUGUAACCCUGAUCCUUGUAAUGGCAAUGGAGCUUGUACUGACCUCUGGAUCUCAUACAGGUGUGACUGUUAUCGACCACACCUUGGGCUCACCUGUAAUCAAGAAUAUGUUGCAGCAACAUUUUCAUUUGAAAAUACAGAGUCCAAAGCAAGUUUUCGAAUUCCAGAUAGUCUCAAGUCAACUCUGACCUCUGACAUUGACCUUUCUGUUUUUAUGAGGACUAGGGAGGCCAAUGGCUUUGUAGUGUUUUUCGGUUUUUACGGCAGCGUUGCCUCGAAUCGGACAUUCCUCACUCUAGAGAUGUAUGGUGGAGCCCUUGUCAGUAGAUUCGUGUUGUGCGACUUCCAGAAAGUUCUAUUUGCUAAUAAUACACAGUACAACAGCGGUUAUCAGCAUUUUGUCAGUAUGAAAUUCCACAACAGUCAGUACUCUAUUUCUGUGAAUAAUACAGCCUUAGGUAGUGUGUUUAUCAAUACGCAGACUUGUCAAUUUAAUGCAGAUAAGUUGUACUUUGGGGGAGAAAUUCCAAGAACAGGUUCUAACGUUAUCGCAGAGACAGCCAGGGUGAGGAGGUCGUUGGACCCAAUAGUGAAUGAGAUUAUAAGUGAUAUUGGUAAUUUUAACAAUGUAACAAAUUAUAAGGGGACUCUCCAGGAUGCACAGCUGAAUGAGAAAAGCCUGCAGUUCAUCCCUCCAAGUGAUCCGUCCAUCGUCAAAAUCGACUCCAUCAUGGUAGAGGAUAACUCUACCUUGAUACAAGGGGAGCAAUCCGAUGACAUUUGUAGCUUAAACAUACCGUGUCGCCACAAUUCUUCCUGCACCAAUGUUUUCUUUAAUGAUUUUAGCUGUAAGUGUGAGAGAGGUUACCGAGGAAAGGACUGCGGAGAAUUAGAUUUCUGUCAUCAAGAUUCCUGUCCACAGGGAGCAACUUGCAAAAGUCUUACAGAUGGAUUUGAAUGUCUGAGUACAACACUGUUCAACCCAAGUACAAGCUCCAUUACAUACAAGGCAGUGCUACAGCCAAACACACAGAUCAAUAAACUCUCACUUAAAAUCAGAACAAUGGUGAGAAAUGGUGUUUUGCUGAAGGUUGGAUCCGACAGCUAUUAUGUGCAUCUUAGCAUUGUUGGUGGGAAGGUUACAGUGACAUGUAAGUUUGGAAAUUCUGGUGAGGAUCAGCUGUCUGCUGACUAUUAUGUAAGUGACAAGAAGUGGUACCUAGUGACCUUCAUGGACACAUUGGACAAUGUCACAUUGACUGUCCAGUCAGAGACAGGGGAGGUAACCCAUGUUGGAAUAUCCCUUAUUCCCCGACAGAAGUUACGCUCCUUGUCAGACCUGAUUACAAGCACGGAAAGUCAGCCCAUUAAGUUCGGUCAAGCCUUUGGCUCCGGAAUUACCCAGUUCUACCGUGGCUGUGUUAAGGAAAUACGACUAGGGGGUAUUCUCCUUCCUUUCUUUGAACAGUCAUCAUUCACUAAUUUCUCAACAGUAGAAUAUUUUGAAGUGAUGUCUAUGUCAUCGAUUCCUGUUGGUUGUGUGGAAGGAGAUACAUGUUUAUACCAAAAAUGUCAAAACAGUGCCCAAUGUUUAGCUGGUUACCAUGACUACCAGUGCUCCUGUCUUAGUGGCUACGAAGGUCGAUGGUGCGAGACCAACAAACCAGAUUGUAAUCCCCAAAGCUGUAACUCCAACCAUGCAGUGUGUGUGGACCUAGUAGACAACUAUUUCUGUGACUGCUACCCAGGCUACACUGGCACCAGGUGUGAAGCGGCCAUCAACUACUGUCAGGAUUCUCCGUGUCAGAACAAUGGCUCUUGCGGAAAUGGCACCGGGGAUUACGAGUGUAACUGUACUGACCAGUAUACAGGGAAGGAUUGUAGUACACAGAAAUAUCAAGGCUGUAACACAUCCAGUAGUCAAUGUCAGAACAAUGCCAGCUGUGCUACCAUCAAUGUGACAGAUGCUUUCGGGCAAUCCCGAGUUAGCUUCAACUGCUCCUGUGAGACGGGCUUUGAGGGAGAAUUGUGUGAGACAGAAAUCGACUACUGUGCUGUCCCGGUCUGUCAGAACAAUGGUACCUGUACCUCAGACACAUCAGCUGGGCGUUACACAUGCACCUGUCUACCAGGGUACACCGGAGAUCAGUGUGAGACCGACAUACAGGAUUGUAACGGACAGUGUCAAAAUGGAGGGACCUGCAUCGACCUUGUCAAUGACUAUGCCUGUAACUGUACUGAUGCAUGGACGGGUGUGAACUGUACUACAGAUAUAAAUGAGUGUAUCCUAACACAGCCCUGCCAGAACAAUGCCCAGUGUAAAAACCAUAAUGGUGGCUUUACCUGUAAAUGUCAUGGAACCGGUUACCAAGGGACGUACUGUUCCGAGGAUGUGGACGAGUGCCAGGUGGGAAUGGAUCCCUGUCAGCACAACUCCAACUGUACCAACACCGUCGGCGACUAUAACUGUUCUUGUGCCUAUGGUUACGAAGAUAAAAACUGCAGCACCCCAGACUGUAGCCUGGUCACAUGUGAGAAUGGAGGAACUUGUGUAGCGACUGAUGUAUGGAGAUGUGACUGUGCCCAGUACUAUUAUGGAAACCGAUGCCAGAAGGAAGGCCCCUGUCUAAGAAAUCCGUGUAACCAGGACAACAUCAUUGCAUGUCACCAAAAUGUCACUGGCCCCGAGACUUCAUUUACUUGUGAAUGUAAACCAGGAUGGAACGGCACAAGAUGCAAUACUGACAUCAACGAGUGUGAAUUAGAACCAUGUCAGAACGGAGCAACGUGUUACAACUCUAAUGGAACUUACAAUUGUACAUGUCAGGAUGGCUACAACGGUAGUAACUGUGAAAAUAACAUAGACGAAUGUGCGCCUGGUCCUUGUCAAAAUGGAGGCACCUGUUCUGACCUUGUCAACGGAUUCCAGUGUACUUGUACAGAAGGCUACACAAACGUAACCUGUAUGGAGGACGUAAACGAGUGUGUGAGCAGUCCUUGUACCAAUGGGGGUUCCUGUACAAACUUGCCUGGUAACUUCCAGUGUGAAUGUACCAGUGAAUACAUGGGAAAACUAUGUGCACAAAGGAAUCCAGAAUACCAGAAAAUUGAUCCUGAUGACAAUCUAGCUAUUAUCAUUGGACCGACAGUGGCCGCAGUGUUACUGCUCAUUGUUAUCGGUGUCAUCAUAUUUUUGGUACUUGCACGAAGUAAGCGUGCUACUAGGGGUCACUACAGUCCAAGUCGUCAAGAGGUCACAGGGUCAAGAGUAGAACUUGGAAACGUAAUGAAGCCACCCCCAGAGGAACGUCUUAUAUGAAACACGUCUUAGAUAUUUAUUUACGAAUAAUAUUUA
This is a messenger RNA of Ylistrum balloti, 7449 nucleotides long. Its product is annotated as protein crumbs-like. The transcript is spliced from 31 exons. Gene Ontology annotation, cellular component: protein-containing complex; plasma membrane. Gene Ontology annotation, molecular function: calcium ion binding. The record is from RefSeq and is a predicted model, not a curated record. Gene Ontology annotation, biological process: establishment or maintenance of epithelial cell apical/basal polarity; heterophilic cell-cell adhesion. Bases 1 to 7413 code for a protein of 2470 amino acids. NCBI's taxonomy places the organism in Eukaryota, Metazoa, Mollusca, Bivalvia, Pectinida, Pectinidae.